Cryptomeria japonica (Japanese cedar) is the source of this 1156-nucleotide messenger RNA. RefSeq names its product RNA-binding protein Y14A. The transcript is spliced from 6 exons. The record is from RefSeq and is a predicted model, not a curated record. Lineage: Eukaryota; Viridiplantae; Streptophyta; Pinopsida; Cupressales; Cupressaceae. Gene Ontology annotation, biological process: RNA splicing. Gene Ontology annotation, molecular function: mRNA binding. Gene Ontology annotation, cellular component: exon-exon junction complex; cytoplasm; nucleus. Bases 243 to 893 code for a protein of 216 amino acids.
UUAAACUUGAACUAGCAAAAAACAGAGAAACGAUAAAAGGACGAUAUCAAUCUCCAAUCUCACAUCUCUUGAAGAACACUCUUCAUUCUUUAGUGAAAUUUCUCAAGGGAAAUUUAGAGUCGACAUACUUCUGCAACGCUAUAAGAAAGGAAGGAGCAGGCGAAGUAGUUUUGCUGCUGGGAAUCUUAUUUGGCACUGCAGUUGGGGACAGAGAAAGCAACAAAGGUUCUAUCAGAGCAAACAUGGCUGGUGCAGAGGUGGAUGCAGUGGAUUUUGAGCCAGAAGACGAUGAUCUUAUGGAUGAUGAUGCAACGAUGGAGGAGGCAACUACCAAUGCAAAUGCAGACAUGGCUCCUUCAGUUCCAGCACCUAAGUUAAAAUCUACGAUAACUGGCACUACCUCACAACUGCAGCUGAGUGAUGGGCAUGAGCAAGGUCCACCCAAGAAGACAAAAGGGAGGGGUUUCAAAGAAGAAAUUGAUGUUGAACGCAAUUCCCGGUUUGCAGCCAGAGACUUUGAUUCUCUUGAUUCUGGUGGUGGCCCUGGCCCUCAGAGAUCUAUUGAGGGCUGGAUCAUCUUGGUAACUGGAGUACACGAAGAGGCACAAGAGGUUGAUCUUCAGGAGCUAUUUGGCGAGUAUGGAGAAAUAAAGAACCUGCACCUGAAUUUAGAUCGCAGAACUGGAUUUGUAAAGGGAUAUGCAUUGAUUGAGUAUGAAACCUACAACGAAGCUCAAGCUGCAAUAGCAAAUCUAAAUGGUGCAGAAUUAUUGACUCAAACCAUAUCUGUUGAUUGGGCAUUCAGCAAUGGCCCAUUUCGACGCAGGAAUAUUCGGAGGAGGUCACCCCGUGGGGUACACCGUUCAAGAAGUCCUGUCAGAAGAAGAUACUGAGUUAUAUUAUAUUAUGUAAUGAUUGAUAAAGCACCUGGAAGUUGUGUUGACUUAUUAUCGUUUCCAAGCAUGAAUGUCAGAUUUGGAUUGCAAUUUUUAUAUAAGGUGCAUAUCAUUACAUAUUAGACAUUGCUGACAUGUUGGUUAAUUUACAACGAUUGUCCAGAUUGUUGAACUGGCAAUACCUUUUUUGAUGUGAAGGGUAUUGGAAUGGCAUUUGUUCGUGUAUUACAUAUUUGAAAGUAGUUUUAUUUGCUUUGUUA